AUGGAGGGUCGGGUUCCCUCGUUCAGCACCCUCCUCUUCGAGGCCAAAGCAGCAAAGCAAAUGACGUUUGCUGAUAUCGCCAGUCAAAUUGGAGGCACCGAGGUCGCCUGCGCUGCCCUCUUCUACGGCCAGGCGAUGGCCUCGCCUGAGGACAUCGCCCGGCUGAGCGGCCUCCUCGGCAUCGACCCUGAGAAGCUGGCCAGCCAGAUGCGCGGCUUCCCGAACCGUGGCACCUCCGUCCGGAUGCCGCCGACCGAACCCCUCAUCUACCGCCUCUACGAAAUUAUCCAGAACUACGGAUAUGCCUACAAGGCCGUCCUCAACGAGAUGUUCGGCGACGGCAUCAUGAGCGGCGUCUGCUUCAAGACGUAUAUCACCAAGGAGCAGGACGUGACCGGUGCCACCUGGGCCGUCAUUACUAUGAAGGGGAAAUGGCUCCCAUUCGAGCGCUUCUAA
Messenger RNA from Drechmeria coniospora, 456 nucleotides. Its product is annotated as putative cyanate lyase. The record is from RefSeq and is a predicted model, not a curated record. Lineage: Eukaryota; Fungi; Ascomycota; Sordariomycetes; Hypocreales; Ophiocordycipitaceae. The coding region runs from base 1 to 456 and encodes 151 amino acids. Gene Ontology annotation, molecular function: cyanate hydratase activity; DNA binding. The transcript is spliced from 2 exons.